Messenger RNA from Triticum aestivum (bread wheat), 498 nucleotides. RefSeq names its product auxin-responsive protein SAUR50-like. The record is from RefSeq and is a predicted model, not a curated record. Gene Ontology annotation, biological process: response to auxin. Bases 1 to 498 code for a protein of 165 amino acids. Lineage: Eukaryota; Viridiplantae; Streptophyta; Magnoliopsida; Poales; Poaceae. The transcript has a single exon.
AUGGCAACACCCAAGGGGGUGAGGAGGAGCCUCGUAUUGAGGACCCUGGAGCGGUGCAAGUCGGCGACAGGCCGGAGCGGCGGCGCAGCGUCGUCGUCUGUGGCUGGGUGCUUCUCGGUGUACGUCGGGCCGGAGCGUGAGCGGUUCGUGGUGCGCACGGACUGUGCCAACCACCCGCUGUUCCGGCGGCUCCUCGACGACGCCGAGCGCGAGUACGGGUACGCGUCGCAGGGCCCGCUCGCGCUGCCGUGCGACGUCGGCACGUUCCUCGACAUCCUGUGGCAGAUGGACCACGGACACCACCACCACCACCACCACGACGGCAGUGCCGGCGGGGACGAGAUCCCAAAGGCGGCGUCGCCCAUAUGCGGCUUGCUGCUGGCUAGCCGCGGCAAGUGCCGGGCCGCUGGGUACCGCCGGAUGCUCAGCCGGGCGAAGACGUCGUUGGCCACUGGGAGCAGCUUCUCCCACGGUUCACACUUGGCAGAAGGAAAUUAA